AUGACCUUGGCCCAGUCUCUUCCUCUAGAAAAUGGAGGGUCUGAGCUGCCCCUGGGGUGGGAGAGGGUCUGUGGGCUUAUGCCCGUCGGGCUGCAGGCCGAUGGCUCCCCCCCCCCGGGGAUGGAAGUGAGGGUCGGGAGCCCCGAGUCAGGCCUCUGCGGAGGCCCGGAGGCCCGGGGAGGGUGGAGGCCACUCGGGGAGUCCCGGGGGCUGCCGCGGGGCGCCUUACCUCGCCGGCCCGUCCAGGAGGGCCGCGCCGGCUGCCAGAGGAGGAGGAAGGGCGCCGGCCUCUCCGGGCAGGCUCUGGAUCAGGGCCUGCGAGCUCCCUUCAGGAACUUAAAUGGGCAAAGCGGCCUCCAGGGGCGGGACGAGUCCUCGCCUUCCCCAGGGGCCCCCCAAAAGCGGUCGAUCGCUACUUCCCCGGAAGGGGCCCGGGGCGUUCCUGGGGACAGCACUGGAGCCCUGGAAGGCCUCAAGCCUGACCUCCAUCCCCCCGGUGGACCCCAGCCGGAUAUCCCACAAUGCCCGGCGCCCCCUGGUGGGGACACGGCCGAGCACAGGGCAGGCUCCUGCCAGGGGCCACGGGCUGGGCCGGGUCAGUCCCCCAAACCCCCCCACACCCUCCCCUUCCCCGCCCCCCCUCCCCGGCCGGCGCGAGCCCAGGACAGGCAACAAAGCACGGGUGGCGGCUACGGGCACAAUUUAUUCCACAUCAUGCAGAAGCCGCGGCCCCCAGCCCGGGGGGCUCCGAAGGGAUACACGGAAUCGCACGGGUGUCCCCGGCCCCCCCUUGUAACAGAGAGACGCUUGGCCGGAGGAGCAGCGCCCCGCAGUCCCAGGCCAGGCGGCAGCAGCAGCAGCAGUGGGGGGAGGGGCCUCGGACCCAGGACGGACCCCGAACCCCGUCUGUCCCCCCGGCCUGGGCCCCGAGGGGAUUGGCGGGGGGCCUCGAGGAGACUCAGUUUCGAGGGGGGCCCCGUCCGCCCCGCCACGAGCCCCGCCGCCGAGGACCCCGACGGCCGGAGAGCCGGGGAGCGCGAGCGUCCUCCGAGGCCCAGCGGGGCCUGA
This is a messenger RNA of Gracilinanus agilis (Agile Gracile Mouse Opossum), 1068 nucleotides long. Its product is annotated as proline-rich protein 2-like. The transcript has 2 exons. The coding region runs from base 1 to 1068 and encodes 355 amino acids. The record is from RefSeq and is a predicted model, not a curated record. Lineage: Eukaryota; Metazoa; Chordata; Mammalia; Didelphimorphia; Didelphidae.